Nerophis lumbriciformis (worm pipefish) is the source of this 2117-nucleotide messenger RNA. RefSeq names its product sulfite oxidase (gene suox). Lineage: Eukaryota; Metazoa; Chordata; Actinopteri; Syngnathiformes; Syngnathidae. The record is from RefSeq and is a predicted model, not a curated record. Gene Ontology annotation, molecular function: sulfite oxidase activity; molybdenum ion binding; molybdopterin cofactor binding. Gene Ontology annotation, biological process: sulfur compound metabolic process. Gene Ontology annotation, cellular component: mitochondrion.
GUCGGUUCAAAAGGCACAGAUCUACGCGAAAGACCCACUACUGCUACGUUCCACAUCUGACUGUUUAUUUUUGGCGUGGCCACAUACAAGCAAGCGUCUGACAGCGCGUAUAACAUCGAUGCCAUGCUGCUGCUUCGACGCUGCCGAGGUCUGACUCCAUGUGGUGGUCUGGCUCCUCAAAGAGGCCAAGAGUGGCCGCGUGCGCUUCGUCUGGCGAGCAGCAGCAGCCGUGAUGAGCAGAGGUCCCAACAUGGUGGACACGCUCUUGGCUGGAAGCAGGCCUUCGCGGGUGUGCUGGCUGGGACAGGAGCCGUUCUGGCUUAUGGUCUGCACCACCACCAGGCGCAGCACACGGACGCCGUCAGCGUCCACGCCCAACUCUCCCAUCUUCCCGUCUUCAGCCAGGAGGAGGUCACCAAGCACCGCACGCUGCAAGAUGGCGUGUGGGUCACCUACAAAGGCGGCGUCUAUGACAUCACAGACUUUGUCGCCAUGCACCCCGGCGGCGAUAAAAUCCUGCUGGCGGCGGGCGGCGCCCUGGAACCCUUUUGGGCGCUGUACGCCGUGCACGAGCAGGACCACGUGUUGGACAUCCUCUCUGAAUACAGGGUGGGCGAGUUGAGCGCCGAGGACCAGAAGAAGCAGCAGAGUCUGUCAUCCAGCGACCCCUACUCCUCCGACCCCCAGCGACACCCCGCCCUGUGCGUCAACAGCCUGAAGCCCUUCAACGCCGAACCGCCUCCCGAAAUCCUUUCCGACAGCUACAUCACGCCGUCCGCCAUCUUCUUCAAGAGGAACCACUUGCCUGUCCCGCGCGUGGACCCCGCCUCCUACGAGCUGCUGGUGGAGGGAGCGCCCGGAGGAGGUCUGCGCCUCUCCCUGGAGGACUUGAAGAGCCGCUUCCCCAGGCACGCGGUCACGGCCACACUGCAGUGCGCCGGCAACCGCCGCUCCGAGAUGAACCAGGUCAAGCAUGUGAAGGGGCUGAACUGGGGCAUCGCUGCCAUCGGGACCGCCACCUGGGCCGGCGCUCGCCUCAGGGACGUGCUGCAGGCGGCCGGCUACGGCCCGGACACGGCCCGCUGGGCUCGCCACGUUCAGUUUGAGGGGCUGGACAAGGACGCGACGGGAACGACUUACGGCGCUUCCAUCCCUCUGAACAAGGCGCUGAGCGAGGACGGCGACGUGCUGCUGGCGUACGAGAUGAACGGCGAGCCUCUUCCCGCCGACCACGGCUUCCCCGUGCGGGUGGUGGUGCCGGGAACGGUCGGCGCCCGGAACGUGAAGUGGCUGGCCAAGAUCACAGUCAGCGCCGAGGAGAGCGGCAGCCACUGGCAGCAGAACGACUACAAAGGCUUCUCGCCCGCCACCGACUGGGACUCCGUCGACUUCAAGUCCGCCCCCGCCAUCCAGGAGCUGCCCGUCCAGUCCGCCGUCACCACGCCCGCCGACGGAACCGUGGUCUCCCGCGACGACGAGCAGCUGACGGUGAAGGGCUACGCGUGGAGCGGCGGAGGACGAGAAGUGGUGCGCGUGGACGUGUCUCUGGACGGGGGCAAGACUUGGCAGGUGGCCCGGCUGAAGGCCGGCGAGGAGCUUUCGCCCCCACCCGGCAGAGCCUGGGCCUGGAAGCUCUGGGAGGUCACGGCAGCGCUCCCGCCCCAUACCCGGCAGCUGGAGAUAGUCUGCAAGGCGGUGGACGACAGCUACAACGUGCAGCCGGACUCUGUCGCUCCCAUCUGGAACCUGAGAGGCGUGCUGAGCAACGCCUGGCACCGGGUGAGGGUGCAGGUACGGGACGAAUAGUCCUCACGGCAAGUAUUUGCUCCAGUACUUCAAUGUUUGUGGUUUUUGGUGUCUCAAGUCCUCAGAUUGGAUCGAAGGACUUUCAAAACCAGAACGAUGCGGCUCGGCAGCUUUUUUGUACGCAUCAGGAGCAUAGGAAUAGGAAAUAUUUCUUUUUUUCACAGGUUUUUUUACGACUUUUUGCAGGAUUAAUGCCAAUUUAAGCAACAAGGAAAAGUGCUGACUUUGCAGAAAAGCAACCGCGUUAGUUUUAAUGGAAGAUGGUCGUCAUGACGACGAGGAUGAAUAAAUAUUUUUAAUUUGCUAACUGA